Molecule: messenger RNA, 1804 nt
Organism: Lingula anatina
Lineage: Eukaryota; Metazoa; Brachiopoda; Lingulata; Lingulida; Lingulidae
Source: RefSeq, a predicted model, not a curated record
ACUUAGACCCAAACGGGAACAUGAAAAGAGUACUCAUUUGAAAGGAAAUACUGCUCGGCACUGACUGAACAAGGGCUCUUUAUGCAAAACAUUGCCAAAAACAGAAAUAUCACGUGACCCACUCAAACAGCGAAAAGGGUUCGGCGAUCUUCGGCUGUUUCCGUCGAUGAAACAUCCGGAACUAUUUGUUAUCCCUAAUUUGUUGGUCCCCACAAACUCAGCUAGGGGUCACAUACCGUGUGAAGUAAAAAACCGCCAGGAAUUCCAUUCAUACGGGUAUAUAAAGCCGCGCUCUAGUAGUAGUUCAUUCAGAAAUCAUUCAGCAGCAGAACUGAGAGACAUAAAUCUCAAAGAUCAGAAACCCAGUUUAAAAGUCAAGUUGUGAAGAAGAGUUCGCAAGCCGUAACCAUGCAGUGUGAUAUUGGAAUGUUCCUGUCUACGCUCCUCGUGCUUGUCUUGCCGAGGUUCGUGCUCUCAGAUGUGGACUACACCGGAAGACGUUGUAAUCUUGAUACUAUGUCGUACGUGUGGAUGAGGGAGAGAUACGAGAGGCAAAGCCCCCCAGGGCAAUGUGGCAUGUGCUACUGUGACGACGACAAAGUAGAAGUUUGCAUGAGUUGUCCAAACAAACUGACUACUAUGGAAGACAGAAUUAACCUUUUGGAGGAGGACUGUUACCUCGCAGACGAGAAUGAAAUCGAGGCCUACCCAAAAUGCUGCAAGGAUACAAAAAUCUGCAGAUAUGGCGAAAACAGCAAAUAUUUUAACGAAGAAAGAUUUGAAGAAGAGAAGACGCUUUAUGGCGGUACCGCUGCUAUGAUGAGAUGGAUGAGGAAAAUGAAGAAACCCACCAAACCUCUUCUCCGUUACCGCUACCUGAAGAGGAAAAACGGACUCAAGCGCAGACGACCCGGGAAAUUUUUCGGCGGAAAAUACCCAAAGAGAUAUUACGCUAUCAGAAGAAGUAAAAUCGCUUCACUCCCAUCGUUAUAAACUCUAUUGUUUCGUAACCCACCUAAUAUCUCCUAUGUCUAGCUACCUCAAGGGCGAUCGUCUGCUGACUACUUGUAGCAGGCACGAGACUGUAGAUCUGACUGUAGAAGAUUUAACUCAACAUCCAGGGAAAUGACUUUGAAAUAAAAAACAAAGCCGGGUUGAGUGACAAGCCCUUGAUUCGAACUGAAGCCGAUUGUUCACGUCUGUUGACGGGGAAGACGUAACUCUCCUUUAGACAAUCUUCAAAUGUGGCAACUUUGGGAUUUAUGUGAUCAGUGACACGGCUUAUUUUCAUUUGACCAGUGCUUGGGAAGAGACAUUACCACGUAACAUUGACAAACUGACUUUAGUUAAAGUUGUCCCAGUUUUCCAAGCAAAGCACUAACCUCAAUGUUGUAAAUCUGUAUAUUUUGUUCUGUAAAUUUGUAAAUAUUUAACUUAAUUUAUUUUAAAAUGUACAUUCCAUCAUGCACGUGAUCUGACGUAUGUGCAAUACACUGUACAGUAUUAAGAAGCGGUAGAGCGUCUUAAAUCAUAGCUCUACUACCACGACAUAAACUAGAGCACUCUUUGUAGAAAAACGUCUGGAUUUAGUCAAAUUAACGGCUGUCUAAUAUGUCUAUUUAACUAUAAAUUGCUCUGUUUGCAAGGUUCGGACAUAUGUUAAGAAAACUAAAACAGCACAAUGUAUGAAUGUUUUGUGAAUUGAUGUUGUGAUUCCUGUAUCGAUGUGUGUGUGUGUGUGUCACUGGAGAUAUCGACUGAACAUAAAUUUUGUGAUGAAUAAAAUCAUUGAAAUUUAAACUGA